Molecule: messenger RNA, 166 nt
Organism: Funneliformis geosporum
Lineage: Eukaryota; Fungi; Glomeromycota; Glomeromycetes; Glomerales; Glomeraceae
Source: the annotation of a GenBank genome assembly
AACUAUCGAAGAAAUUGCUAGAUCAUGUCUUAAUUUAAAAUAUCUUAAUUUGAGAGGGUAUUAUAUAAUUAACAAAAAAGCUAUGGAUCAGCUCAUUUCACUUAAUCCAAAUAUCCAUAUCAAGAAUUAUGUGGAAACUUUAAUGUCCUCUGAUCUCAUUGGAGUG